AUGCUCAAAUGCGUUACUGACCGAUUCCGCCGGAAUGCUUGGAGCCGGGCACUGCAGCAUUUUUUGCGGGUCAUUAAAACCCGCGCCCGGAAUAUCACUGAGAAGCGCCUGUUGUGCCAGAUGUCCUAUUCCAUAGCCGACAUUCUGACAAAUGUUUCCAAUCAAAGUAAAUUAACAAUCAAAUUACACCGAUUACGAUUUGCAUCGAUUUUACUCGGAAUUUGUUCGUUUGUACUGGUUGGAGCAUUUGAAACCGGCGACUGGCUGCACUACUUUGAUCAAGAUCCGCGGCGCCGUAAUUUCCAGUACGAUCUGCCGUUGGAUCCGCUUCCAGUGCGUUUUCCAAUAUGGCAGUACGUAAUUCUUUGGACAGUGUGGACAACACUGCUUUUUGCUUUAUCACAGCAGAUGUACAUCGGUUUAAUUUUGCAUACUACGCUUAUUCAGUAUUCGCUUCAAGACAUUCGAGACAGUCUGGAGAAGGAAAGCACUCACCUCCAUUUUUUAUCAAAAACCGGAAAGGCCAAAAGCAGUGAUCUUUGUGAACAUGUCUAUGAGAAUUUAAAGACAUUGAAAACGAGAUAUUUUCAAAUUGGAUUGGAGAUUAAUCUACAGCUGCACACAAUGGUGGAGAGCGGCGAUGCUCUGCCGGAAGUGCAACUUCUAAACCGAUUCAAGAAAGUUUUACAAGCACUGCUCUCGCGAUUUCUCAACCUCGUUCGAGAUCAUCCAGUUAUUUUCUCGGGAGCCGACAUGUUCCACGUGACCCGGAAUUUUCUGGCCGGUACAUUCACCUUUGUGCUAUCGUGCGCAAUUGUACUCAAAGAGUUUAUCCAGCGAACUGAUGAAAUACUUGUAAGAGAGUAUUCCUGUAACACUACCGGGAUGAAGUUGGACGUUAACGUAUCCAGGGAAUUUGGUUGAAGUUGUGAAUGAUCUACAUUAAACAGCGUUCAUCUGCAAGCAUGAACAGUGAACACAUAUCAGCAGAAAAGUUGACCCACGAGACCGGAAGCGAACUGGCUUAUAUUGACGAAAUUUCGGACUGACGGAUGAUUUAAUGACAGCCGGCAUGACACGAGUUGGUUUUUUAAAACACCGUGCCUCCGUACAAACGCACCAAUAAUUAUUAAAAUAAUAAUCAGUGAGCAAUAUAAACGAGGAAAUGCACCGUUUGCGCUGGCGGCGGAUUCAGACCAAGUUUUUUCGUUCCUACAGCACAGCCGUUGA
Molecule: messenger RNA, 1230 nt
Organism: Paramacrobiotus metropolitanus
Lineage: Eukaryota; Metazoa; Tardigrada; Eutardigrada; Parachela; Macrobiotidae
Exons: 5
Coding region: 1-924 (307 amino acids)
Source: RefSeq, a predicted model, not a curated record